Messenger RNA from Drosophila kikkawai, 1119 nucleotides. RefSeq names its product tRNA pseudouridine synthase-like 1. Gene Ontology annotation, biological process: tRNA pseudouridine synthesis. The record is from RefSeq and is a predicted model, not a curated record. Lineage: Eukaryota; Metazoa; Arthropoda; Insecta; Diptera; Drosophilidae. Gene Ontology annotation, molecular function: RNA binding; pseudouridine synthase activity.
UAAGAAAGUAGAGCUCUUAGAUAACCGCCAAAUUAUUCACCAUAAGCCAAGCUAACUAACUUAAAAUUGCCAAGUUCCAGAAAACAAAAAGACUAGUUAGUCAAUUGCCUGAAACGCUCGCUGCAGUGUGGCCAGCUGUUUUUAUUGAGUUUACCCGGCGUGUGGGCGGUGCUGCAUAACAUGCACAGGUACUUGCUGAAUAUUUCCUACAUUGGAACGACUUUUCGUGGCAUUCAAAAGACCAUAAACAAGUCUGAGCCGGCGCGGCUGGACACCAACACCAUUCAGGGCUGCUUGGAGCUGGCCCUGCGAGUCUUCCGUCCCGCAAACGAGAUACAGACGGUGCUCUCCAGUCGCACAGACGCGGGUGUCCAUGCCCUGCACUCAACGGUGCACGUUGACCUUGAGCGGCGUGAUGGCCAGCCAUACGACACCAGUGCACUGACCGGUGUGCUCAACCGGACGCUCGACAAGCAGCGCCUUCCAAUCCGCGUGCUCAGCAGCCGGUUGGUGGACGACUCCUUCCACUGUCGGUAUCACGCCACCGGACGCACAUACCUGUACCGCAUUGCCGUGGCCAAGGCUCCGCCCGCGGCGGAUGACAGUGGCAAGCUGCGAAACCGGGGAUACGAGGCCUAUAUACCUGUGGAGGAGAUCGAUCGCUGUUACUUCCUGCAGAGCCAAAACCCGAGCUUCGAUAUUGAACGAGUCCGGUCGGGGGCUCGGAUGUUCAUCGGUGUCCAUGACUUUCGCACCUUUAUGAGCGUCAGCCGCCAGAAGGGCCCCACCCGCGACCAUCCCAUGUUCACCCUGCGCAAAAUCGACGAGAUCAAUAUACUUGCCGGCCGAUCUCUGGCCCUCGCUUCGAACGCCACGCUGGCCACCGAAACCUACGACUACUGGGACAUCGAGAUCAAGGCCAAGUCCUUCCUGUACAAGCAAGUGCGUCGCAUCGUGGGCACUCUGAUAGCCCUGGGCAGCGGGCGAAUCAACGAGAAGGACAUCUACCAGAUGCUGACCAUUCCCUCGAAGAACUCGUGGGACCAUCGCAUACACCUGGCGCCGGCCUGCGGGCUCUACCUGUGCAGAGUCCACUAUCGCGAGGAAGCCAACAACUAG